Messenger RNA from Bombus pyrosoma, 6105 nucleotides. RefSeq lists its product as uncharacterized. The record is from RefSeq and is a predicted model, not a curated record. Gene Ontology annotation, molecular function: Toll binding; growth factor activity. Gene Ontology annotation, cellular component: extracellular region. Bases 1964 to 3145 code for a protein of 393 amino acids. The transcript is spliced from 8 exons. Lineage: Eukaryota; Metazoa; Arthropoda; Insecta; Hymenoptera; Apidae. Gene Ontology annotation, biological process: central nervous system formation; regulation of Toll signaling pathway; innate immune response.
CUUACUAUAUUAUUUUUAUCGUAUUGCUUUCUUAAUAAUGAAUUAUUUUCAUGUAAGUAUAAUGAAUCAAUAAUUUGGAACGAAUUAUAUAUAAAAGUGAAUAUAGAACCAUGAUAUUUUUUAAAUCGCUUCUUCUUCAAAACUAAUCUCGUACAAGUACAACUGAUUACAAUUUCUAUGGAAUCAGGCGCCAAAUAUACUCGAUCGGUGCGCAUUCUAGAUUAACUGUAGCGGAAAAGGUUCAAUAAAUUCAAUACCUUCACGUUAGUCGAUGCUUAUUAUAGAAAUGUCCCGUAUUCAGUAAUCGCAGGGAACCGGUAUAAAGUAAUACCGUUACACAAAUGCGUAAUAAAUGUCAUGGCGGGAAAAAUAUACUUUUACGUCUUUUUUUAAUAUCGCUUCUUGUCAAUGGAAUGUCAAAUGUUAAUCGAACGCGAUUUAAAUAGUCAUAAAUCCGACUGACACUUUGCCUUGGUAUUCUGAAAAUGAUUUAUGAUUUUAUUUUACAAUGAACAAAAUUUUCAAAACCAACGGAAAUCGUAACGCAAUCCAACGAUGAUUUUUAUUUCAUUUUAUUAGUUUAUCAUUAAAACUUGCUUUUGAGAGUUGUCACCAACUAAAAAGAAAGUAGUACAUAACCUAUUAAACAAAAUAGAAACUCAACAUCUUUUCAACCACAUGUCUCUCUCAAAACUAUGUAACUCUUGCUGAAACUAUUUUUCCAAUUCUGGGAAUGGAGUAAACAUUUCGAUUAACAAUCAUACAAAGCAUCAUCACCAUAGACUAAUUUAACACGAAUUAUGGAUACAAAUUUUGCCUGUCAUAUCCAUACCGAAUGACAGGGGACUGCAUCCUACCUUUCCUAAUCAUGCCCAAGGCAUUAGAACAGGUAAAUAAUAGAAAGCAAAUGCUACUCAUUCACAGAAAUUUUAGUUCGGUAUUAUUUUUCUGAUAAAACAUACGAUACAGCCGAUAAAUGCACUCUUGAUAGUAACAACCACAAAUAUACUAUAUAUAUGUAUUGGGUCGGUGAAGAUGUUUCCUCGCUAUUUUUAAAGAAAUUUAAAGGUAGAUUUCAUGCAGGUCUCAGAUAUAAACCUUAGCGUCUGGAUAAUGUAGUAUCAGAUAUUCUACUUAACAAUUAUCUUGCCUCCAUUAUCUUUCAAGUAGUUUCAUAAUAUCCUUCUUGAGAAUAUUUGCACUUAAAGUAUAAAUCACUUUUUCUUAUAAAGAGAUUUCAUUCCUUUAUCGAUGUUUAUAAAGAUAUGAAUCCGCAUAAACAUCCGCAGCUCACAUAUAAUAAUGAUGCAAAUAGUGUAGUGUGCGAAGAAAUUUGAAAAAACCUUUUGGGCAAUCAAAUUCCUCGUCAAUUCGAUUACCACAAUUUUCUUGAUCAAACGAAUAAUCAUUCUGUGAAUCUGUACAAAUGUGUAGUCAAAGAGGCAGCAAAAUAAAUGAUCUACGGUAGCUUACACGAUUAAUGAAAUAUCCUCUGGUCUGAUAGUUCCACAUGACGAUUUUUAUCCUCGAAAUUCCUGAAGGUUAAACAGCCGAAAGAAUGUAACGGCUGGCGAACGUGCACGCUUAGUGGGGCAGUCAGUAUACAAGACUAUAGUCUCGGGGUAUUAAUAGUCCGCGGAGCGUGGACCGAGUACCGUUAAGGCCGAAUACGAUACACGUCGGUAUCUUACUAACGGGGAAUACCUUGUAAGACCGAAACGCGUAGAGACGAAGGAUCAUCGACAAGCUAGUUCAAACAACGUGUUGUUUGUAUUUCGUUGAUCCUGGCUUCUAUUCGAAUAAAGCUUCUCCUCUGUUGUAGCCAACUUGUUGGAUCUAUGAAAUGUUGGCACGAACCGUCUGUUUGCUUAAGUUAAGAUUUUAAUUAAGCUACAAUAACGAUUAAAUCGAAUGAAGUUUCAUAGUUUUGAGACACUGAUAAAUACGCGAUCGAGACGAAAAGAUGGUACUUUUAUGCAUUUUAUGCCACGCGAAUGAAUAUUCGGACACGAAACAAUCGAAACCAAAUGACGUCAAUUCGACGAUAGAAUCUAACGAACCUCCAGAAGGAUAUUACGCCUUCGUGAAGUCACCGAACGCAGAACCGCCUAAAGUGAGGCCGCCACCUUAUAUAGAUAGCGACAAAGAAUGCUAUGACACCGGUAAACAGGGAAAGGGUUACGUUUCCAUACACAAUAUUUGCGGGGAUCUUAACAAGGGUUAUAUCCCGCGAAAUCCUAUGAAUCAAUAUUUCAAUGGCUCGUCGUAUCCUUUCGCGCUGUUGAAAAAUCACACGUUGAAAUUUUUGAGCAAAGCGUUGCCUAUACUCAAGGCUGACGAUUCGUUGCCGAAGGUCGCCACAGUGCAAUCCUACUUCCAGAAUUCUGUCGACACCGACGAGAAAGGAAGUAGAAGCAAGCGAUCGUCCGAUUCAGAAAGCGCCUUGGAUACUCUCAGAAACGGUCGUAAAUUUUGCGAAAAUGGUGGAGGAGUAGUCUGCAUGCUGUACAAGGCUAUACAAGGUGAACCAUUGGCUACCUCAGCAGCUGAACGCCGUGAUGAGCCCUCCACCCCUGAGUACCGUCAACGAACACCGCCACAAGAGAAGCCAGAAUACACCGGUCCACCCACUCCUUGUCCAGCUAAAGUGGAGUACGCUACACCAGUGUUCGCCAAGAACUAUCAAGGAGUUUGGCGCUACGUGGUGCAAAUCCCUUACGAGGGUUACUUCACUCAGACUAUCGAAGUAACCCGAUGCAUGCAAUCAAGAUGUCAUUACUUGGAUGGUGGUUGUCUGUCAUCUCCAAGAUGGACUAGUUUGCUAGUAGCAGAGAUUUUCUAUCCUGACACGUUUUUGGAAGAAAAUCAAAAUUCUAGAAUCAACGGCCUGAGGGAUACUGCCGGUUCACCGCCACCUGUUCACGAUUUCCAGAAUUAUCAACAAUAUUUACAGAAACGUGCCGGGGAGAAUGAAGCUCGUAACAGCGGUUCAUCCCAGCAUCAUUGCGACGGUGUCGACGAAAUGGGUUGUUUCCAGGUAAGAUUGUACUACGAUUGGUUCCUGGUGCCAGGAAGCUGCAAGUGUUGGCGUCCCGAUUACUUCAACCGCUACGUCCGUCGAAGCGGGUCUAACGUCGAAUUGUGAUGGCAAUAUCGCGUGUCAAAUCACGUAAAUGAGCAAGAGGACGCGCUUGCGUGAUAUGACUGAUACGAUUAAAUCGAUAAGCUUGUCAGAUUCAGUGAAAUAGUCUGUUUUGAUCGAUCGAUGAUUUGUUUGAUAAUUGAAUAGGAAAGAUGUUAGAAUCGAACGUACACUUUUUAGACAAUACCUACGUAGAAGAUCGCAUUUCAGCAACCAUCGAAUGAGGAGAAUUAAAGUGGAUCUACUGAGUGCGAUCGAUAAUCUAGCUUUAAUAUAAUACUUUGUUGUAUUAAAUUCGCAGCAUUGUGCACCUUAAAGACUGAAGAGAAGUACCAUUGUCGUGAACGCAGUAGAACGCGCUAACGAAGUUGCAUCAACGCGCGUUGUUACUAAGUACAUAUUUCUUUUUUUAAAUAAUCCACGUUUCGCACUGUAUGAAAGUAUGAUUUGCAUUUUUCAUUUACCAAGAUACGUUGUUAAAUUAACGUAGUAGAAUAGCUAUAGAAUUCUUUCCUGUUUUCUUUUUAUACUUAUCACUGUCCUUCAUUAAUAUCUCAAUGGUAUUAAAAUGAAAUUCAUAUAAGAAUAAUUAGAACCCUCAUUUAUAGUUAUAUAAACAUUAAAUUUUUUAUUUAAAAAAUACGUAAUCGACAUUAGGAUAUUUUUUACAGAAAUCCGGAACUAUAUUUAUUCGGCUAUUGAGAUAUUUUAUUUUACAAAUAAUGAAACAUUGUUAUAUUUCCGUUCUUUAUCUAUUCGAAAAUUAUAUGUUAUAUAUAGUUCCGAGGGCUGAGUAAAUUCCACGUUCGUUGUCAAAGACACGAGCCAACUUCUAAACUACCCACUGAAACCAGUCGUUCUACUUUUUAAAUGUUGACGUAGAAACGACUACAUUUAAGUCAACGUAAAAUCAUACGUUUCAUUCUAUAACUACUUAUUACGUAAUUUACAUAAUAUGUCCAUAUUUCAAUGUUGCAACAUUCUUUGAACGCGGAUGCGACGUUCACCUAUUUAAAUAAAUAAACAAUUCUAAUAUAUAUUGUUAAAACUGCGUGAUAAGAGAUUCCUUUAAAAAUGUCGUAUCUCUGUUGUUCUCCUAACCUAUCUCAUCUGCCGAUAAAAAUCAGUGACAGACAUUAUGAGAAAUACAGAUAAUUAAACAAGCGUUUCCUUUCUAAUUCUGCACGCUAAUAGAAGUUCCAUGCUCUAUUUUAGAUCGUUGAUAAUCGAAUUUACACGCGAACUCAUUCGAACUCUGUUGGUUAGGUAAUGCAAAAGCCGAAAGUACCUACUUUCUAAAUUUAUAAAAUAGUUCAUUUCUGUGUAGGUCAUGGCUCGACUUUACUGUAUGCUUCUCUUUUCCUCUUUUCCUUCAUUCCUCUCUUCAUACGUAUUUCACGCAACAACGCUUGUCAAUUGAACACAUAAUUCCUGCAUUAUGCAUUUUAACCGCAACGAGUGUAGGAUACGACCAAAAACACAAGGAAGUUCGGACAACAUCGUUUACAAGUCCCUCUCGAGAUUCGUAGGCAACCGUGGCCAUUUACAAUACUACACACUACCGUGUGUAUAGUGUAUAAGUAUUGCCAGGUUGGAUCAAUACUCCGGUCGCUGAAAGACGAGGUGAGAGGUAGUGGAAACGACGAUACUCGGAGAGAGAGAGACUACCGCAUGGUGUCUGUUGAGCAUGGUUAUCGAGCGAUUCCACUUGUUAUGGGGCCGUUGAGUUAAAAACAUUGGGGAAAAUUCGUAUUGAGUUUGCACUGUGUACAAACAAUAAUGAGCAAUUAAUUUGUUUAAGCAAAUUGGUCGAAAAAGUGCUUUAAAAACCGAUUCAUUAACCCACCAGAUAAAUUUUCUCUCACUUUUUCACUACAUUUCUGCGAUGGUAACAAAACCGGCCGAUCUAUUUGCUUCAUUAAAUACGUCAUAAAUUAAAGUUAAGAGUUGGAAUCGGUAUACCUUAAAAGAUUUGUCGGUUCGAUGAUCGAUCUACAUUUUUGCUUAAUCGAUAUAUAAACUUAACCCUCGCAUACUAGUCGUUAUCGUAGCCAACCGGCGAAUGUUUAGUUGAGUCACGUUGCAUCGUACCCAACAAAACAUAUUUCCCCACUUAAACAAUAGCUUGUAAUGUAACUCCACGUUUAAUCCAGAUAGUUGCAUCACAAUGUUUUUCAUUUGACAGAGAUUACAUUCCUAAAUUAACUUUCCAUCGUAGUUGGUAAGAAUUCACGAGAAUUUGUAAUCAAGUGAAAUAAAGUCAAAGAAAUUAGAACUUGCCGUAAGGAUUUAAGAAAAAAAAAACUAUUUUACAUUCUAAAUAAUAUGCUUAUCAUGUAUUAUAAUUACUCACAGAUAGAGAUUUAUAUUCAAUCUAAUCUAUAGUUUUUAUUUAUAUAUCUACUAUGUAUGAUUUAUCGAUGCCAUUAUAUUUUAUCGAGGAGACAUACAGGUCUUUAACAUUUUAAUACUUCGAUAGUGUACUUUAAUUGUGCAAUUUUCAUUACAAGUAGUAAAGAUCAUAAACCUGUAUAUAGAUGAUUAUAAUUACAAUGGUAUAAUGGAUAUAAAUGGAUGUACAUAAUUAUACUCAUAUUUGAAUAAAAACUAAAGUUAAUUUUGCCAAAAACACCUACAUGUUUUUGAUAAUUAUAAAAAUAAAUUCGUACUUCGUCAUUUUGACUAGUGGGUAUGAUAGUUGUACUUAAGAUUUAAUGGUUUUCGGUCAUGUUAUUAAGGCGACAAAGGUAGAGGAUGUAUUGGAAAAUUGAUACCAAAAUUCAAUUGACCAUCUGAUCGCUCGAUCCGAAACAGUCACCACGCGGAUGUUUCAAAGAUCGAUAAAAACACCUACUCUGCGUCAAAUAAGUACAUUCUCCCACGUGAUUCAGUGCAGCGCGCAUAUAUAUCGCGAUAUACAUAUGUAAUAUAUAAACAUACAUACAUACGUACAUGUAUAUAGA